This is a messenger RNA of Symbiodinium sp. CCMP2456, 998 nucleotides long. The record is from the annotation of a GenBank genome assembly. NCBI's taxonomy places the organism in Eukaryota, Dinophyceae, Suessiales, Symbiodiniaceae.
GCGACCAGGAACUCGGCGCCUACAGCGAAGCCUUUGGAUGCGCUGUAUUAGUGACAUCGACAGACCCGCAGGCUUUUCCCGUGAUUCACGGGCAAGGCCCGGUUGGCUUCGAGGUGGAACACUGCCUGAGCGUCGACGGCGCCGGUCACGGAGAUCGCAACCGGAAUGCACUUGCAGAAGCUUGGAGGGAGGAAAGGUCCCUCAAAAGAGCCGUGGCCAGUGCCUUCGAUUGCGCCGCGUCGGACAUGGGGCAUGCCGAGGCGAGCGAAGCAUGCGGCUUCGAUCCGGAGGACAUGUGGAAGGAUUAUGAACCUAAGGAGGAGUGCCCUGCGCCGGAGUCGCCAGUCCCGGAACGCUAUCGCGGCCAGCCUCUGCCGAAGAGGCGGUCUGCGCUAAUCAAUUCCUGGCUUUAUCGAGCUCAAAAGAAGCAGGAGGCGGAAGAGGCAAUGGAAAGUUGGCUCCGCGGGUUCGAGACAAGCGAGGCAGGGGACAACUUCGAGGCGCUCUGGGAGGAGUUUCGGACAGUCGACAAGCAAGCCGAACCUAAUCCCGGGAUCACAGCAUUCCCCAAGGAGAAGGACGGCAUCCUCAUACUUCGCAAUCCAUGGCUCGGACUCAUCCUGUCGGGAAUCAAAACGCUAGAGAUACGUGGAAUGAGGCUGAAGCCACGGACUAUGUGGCUCGGGAGCAAAGGAUUGAUUUUCGGGCAAGCUCGCAUUCAGAGCGUUUGUGAGAUCAAAACAGACGAGCUGUGGAGACAGCUUUACCCGCAGCACCGCUGGGACCGUGACAGUCGUCCUUACAGACGCACCUUCGCGCUACAACUGACAGAUGUGAGGCGCCUCAGUCGGCCCCAGCGGUACACGCACCCCAGCGGCGCCAUCGGCAUCGUCAAGUAUCGCAAGCCCAAGGCCGCCACGACUGCUCCGGAGGCCAGGCCAAAGCGAAGAGUUUCACAGAAAGCCAUGCCAUGUAAAAAAGCCGCCAUGCGGAUCUGA